UUGCAGGAGUGGAAUCUUUGGGGGACGAGAGAGGAUCAGCUCACGUGCACAUGUGAUGCCGCUGUGCGGUUUAGCGAGGCGAUGACGAAUUCGCGCUCGGUGGUCGAGACAUUGCUUCCGAAACUUGCAGCCCUGGCUGCCAUCCCGAGUCAUACAACUGUCUGUAUGACCCUACGUUCUGUAUAAAGAGGCCUACCUCUGCCUGCGAGACUUGCGACGCUGUUCUCGUCCGAUACUCAGUUCGCCAGAUCCUUACUAUUGCUUCCAAGCAUUCCAGAGCAGCAGGCCCCGCCGCCAGGACACCCGAGCCACCUUGACCCACCCUUAAGAUGCACAGCUCUGCGCCUUUGUACGUGGCCCUUGCAAGCAGCCUCUCACAGGUUGGCACUGCGCUGGGUACCAGCCCGACCGACAUCACAACCACAAUCUAUCCCGGCGCCAAUCCAUCCACUGUCUCGAGUUACGAUCUCGGUGGAUUCUGGAGCAGCUUUCUCAGCGGCCUGGGGACCGAUCAUGGGUCCUCGCACACAACCGGGGCGCCGGCAUCGACAGCCCUGGGCACGGUGACGCUGAGCGAAGCACUGUCGACCGAGUCGAUCAGCAAUCUUGUCACCAGCGGCGGCGGGCCAUCCCUCACGACGACGCUGGCGUUUUCGAAUCCUACGGGCGCGGCUGUGGCGGGCGCUGGCCAGCCAGGGGGUGGUGUUGUGAUGGGACUUGCUGGAGCUGUGGUGGUGGCUGGAGUAUUUGUGUAGUUGGAUCGGACGGAAGAGGAUGAGACGUCAAGCAGAGUAGAGCAGCUACGCUAAUCAACUCAACCCAUCCUGAU
Molecule: messenger RNA, 829 nt
Organism: Microdochium trichocladiopsis
Lineage: Eukaryota; Fungi; Ascomycota; Sordariomycetes; Xylariales; Microdochiaceae
Exons: 1
Coding region: 330-755 (141 amino acids)
Source: RefSeq, a predicted model, not a curated record